UCCUGCUCUGCAAACAGCCUGAGUCAUUUUCAGACAAGGAAACACCCCCUUGCUGCUGCAGGCGGGGCAGAGUGUGAAUUCAGGAAAUUGAAACUAACCCUGAUCCACUGCCCAGAGGGAGCCAUGGCUGCAGAGAACCCCGUGGAAAGGCUCCAGGAGGAAGCGACAUGUCCCGUCUGUCUGGAGUAUUUCACAGAACCUGUCACUCUGGAGUGUGGGCACAAUCUCUGCCGAGCCUGCAUCAGCCAGUGCUGGGAGGGAUCCGAUACAGCCGCCUCCUGCCCUCAGUGCAGAGAAACUAUGCAACAGGGAAACCUCAGGCCCAACAGGCAGCUGGCAAAUGUCGUAGAAAUCGCCAAGCGGUUGAGUUUACAAGCAGCAAAGGGAGCAGAAGGGGAUGGGGUGUGUGGGGAACACCAGGAGGCUCUGAAACUGUUCUGUGAGGAAGAUCAAACCCCCAUCUGUGUGAUCUGCAGAGAGUCCCGGGCUCACCGCGCUCACAUGGUGGUCCCCAUCCAGGAGGCUGCCCAGGAGUACAAGGAAAGAAUCCAGGCCCAUUUGAAAACUCUGAGGGAAGAGAGAGAAAGCUGCUGGGAUUGA
Mauremys reevesii (Reeves's turtle) is the source of this 600-nucleotide messenger RNA. Its product is annotated as zinc finger protein RFP-like. Bases 124 to 600 code for a protein of 158 amino acids. The transcript has 2 exons. Gene Ontology annotation, molecular function: zinc ion binding. The record is from RefSeq and is a predicted model, not a curated record. Lineage: Eukaryota; Metazoa; Chordata; Testudines; Geoemydidae.